AUGUUUUCAUCACACCGUCUGAAGACUAUUCCUGAAUCUAAGCCCUCGCUUCUUAAACUGUUGGUUGUGACCCCUUAUUUUGAAACUGUUUUACUUUUGGAACCUGGAAAUAAGCAAGCUGUAACUGAACUUUCCAAAAUUAAAAAGGAAUUAAUUGAGAAAGGACACUGGGACAAUGUCUUUCUUGAUUCAACACAAAGGCAGAAUGUGAUAAAGCCAAUUGAUAAUCCAUCUCAUCUUGGAUCGGCUAAACCACUCAGGAAGAUUAUUAUAGAAGAAACUGGUAAUUUGAUACAGACUGUGGAUGAGCCAGAUAGCACUGCUGCUCCUCCUCCAGAGAGUAAUCCUAUUAAUCUAGCAAAUGUCAUAGCAACCACAGGCACUGCAAAUAAGAAGAAUUCAAGCCAAGAGGAUCUUUUGCCCACAAGCGAUGUUCCAAAAGCAAAAGUAUUAAAAAUAGAAGAAAUCAGUGGGACUUCAGCCGUUCAACCUCCAAUUAGUUUGAGGCUGAAUGUGUGUCCGGCAUUCAGUGAGAAGAUUUCUACAGAGGCAGACAAAGGCUUGACUCCGUUUAUCACAGCUGUUCUUCCGCCUCUUCCGGCAAACUCAUUCCAGCUUGAAUCUGAUUUCAGACAGUUGAAAAGUUCUCCAGAUAUGUUGUAUCAGUAUUUUGAAGGUAAGGAGCAGCUCUUACAAAUUGAACCGUCCUUAUAUCCUAAGUUGUUCCAGAAAAAUCUAGAUCCAGAUGUAUUCAACCAGAUCAUUAAAAUUCUGCAUGACUUUUACAUUGAAAAUUUUGCACGUGUAUUGUUCAAUCACAUAGAUAAAUCAGGAUUGAAGAAUAUGUCUCUUGAAGAACUCAAGAAAAGAUAUGGUGGUUGACUUCCAUUUUUACUGAAAUUAGUUACCUUUGAUCUUAAUAAGUAAAAUUUUCUCUACUGAAAAUAGUAUGUGUGGCUUUUUAAGGAAAUGGCAUCAUACAGAAAAGGACUGAAUAUAAUUAACUAUAAAGUGAAUUGUAAUUGAAAAUU
Messenger RNA from Sorex fumeus (smoky shrew), 1031 nucleotides. Its product is annotated as RNA polymerase II-associated protein 3-like. Bases 1 to 882 code for a protein of 293 amino acids. Lineage: Eukaryota; Metazoa; Chordata; Mammalia; Eulipotyphla; Soricidae. The transcript has 8 exons. The record is from RefSeq and is a predicted model, not a curated record.